This is a messenger RNA of Cebus imitator (Panamanian white-faced capuchin), 945 nucleotides long. Its product is annotated as olfactory receptor 139-like. Gene Ontology annotation, cellular component: membrane. Lineage: Eukaryota; Metazoa; Chordata; Mammalia; Primates; Cebidae. Gene Ontology annotation, molecular function: olfactory receptor activity. Gene Ontology annotation, biological process: G protein-coupled receptor signaling pathway. The record is from RefSeq and is a predicted model, not a curated record.
AUGGAGCCAGGUGCUUGGGGGAAUGAGACAGCCAUCACUGAGCUCAUCCUUCUUGUCCUGACAGGGAACAUAAGAUUACAGCCCAUCCUUUUUGAUGUCUUCCUCUUUGCCUACACAGUCACAGUUGGGGGCAACCUCAGCAUCCUGGCUGCCAUCUUUGUGGAGCCCGAACUCCGUACUCCCAUGUAUUACUUCCUGGGGAACUUGUCUCUGCUGGACAUCAGGUGCAUCACAGUCACUGUUCCUCCGAUGCUGGCAUGUCUCCUGGCCCGCCAGUGCAGAGUUCCCUAUGCUGCCUGCAUUUCACACCUCUUCUUUUUCCACCUCCUGGCUGGGGUAGACUGUCACCUCUUGACAGCCACGGCCUAUGAUCACUACCUGGCCAUCUGUUGGCCUCUCACCUACAGCACUCAUAUGAGCCGUGAAGUCCAGGGUGCCCUGGUGGGCAUUUGCUGCACCAUCUCCUUCAUCGAUGCUCUGACUCACACAGUGGCUGUGUCUGUGCUUGACUUCUGUGGCCCUAAUGUGGUCAACCACUUCUACUGUGACCUCCCACCUCUUUUCCAGCCCUCCUGCUCCAGCAUCCACCUCAAUGGGCAGCUGCUUUUUGUGGGGGCCACCUUCAUGGGAGUGAUCCCCAGGAUCCUUAUCUCAAUGUCCUAUGCCUGUGUCUCAGCUGCAGUGUUACGAAUCUACUCAGCUGAGGGGAAGAAGAAGGCUUUCUCCACGUGUGGCUCCCACCUCACUGUGGUCUGUAUUGACGGAACUGGCUUCUUCAGUUACAUGUACCUGGGCUCAGUCUUAGCCUCAGACAAGGAUAGGGGGAUUGGGAUCCUCAACACUAUCCUCAGUCCCAUGCUGAACCCAGCCAUUUGCAGCCUCCGGAAUGCUGACAUGCAGGGCGCCCUGAAAAGGGUGCUGACAGGGAAGAGGCCCCCAGCAUGA